GCCAACACAGAGAAGAGAGCAAAAUCCAAACUUUUCCCAUAAUCUAUUGCUUUAAAUCAAACCCAAUUCUUGAAACUCGAUUUUACACAAACCCGUUUCUUUGUUUCACUGAAAAGUUUCAUUUUUUUUUCCGAUUAUUUUUAUUUGAAUCCGAUCGAAGAAACAUGAAGAGAGUGAGAGGUUUCAAAAUCGGACACAGAUUUGUCAAGAUCUUCAGAUGGGUUCGACCCAGAAGAAUUCAAUCGAGGAGACGCCAAUGCCCGACCCGAAUUACAAACCCGAUCGCCGGAAUUCGCUCACUGGCACGGUGUCUAAGCCGUGGAGCCAAGAGACUGUGCGGUGGCAAGAAGAGUUCGGGUCAGGGUCAGACCCGUCUGGGUAAGGAUCCGAAGAUGCGGGUUGUACCUAGGGGGCAUUUGGUGGUUCACGUCGGCGAAUCCGAUGGAGACACGCGGCGGGUGGUAGUGCCGGUGAUUUACUUUAAUCACCCAUUGUUCGGAGAGUUAUUGGAGCAAGCGGAGCGGGUUCAUGGGUUCGAUCAACCGGGUCGGAUCACGAUUCCGUGUCGGGUUUCUGAUUUUGAGAAAGUUCAGAUGAGGAUCGCCGCAUGGGAUCAUUGCCGCAAGAAGAGAACUUACAAGAUUCUAUAAUUUGACUUUUUUUUUUCUAGUUUUUUUUAACUGAAGAUAAAAAAUAGUCAAAAAUCAAAAGAGAAGAAAAAAGGACACAAUAGAGGAAUUUUGUAAAUAUUAUUUAGUUU
Messenger RNA from Eutrema salsugineum, 760 nucleotides. Its product is annotated as auxin-responsive protein SAUR36. Gene Ontology annotation, biological process: response to auxin. Bases 165 to 650 code for a protein of 161 amino acids. The record is from RefSeq and is a predicted model, not a curated record. NCBI's taxonomy places the organism in Eukaryota, Viridiplantae, Streptophyta, Magnoliopsida, Brassicales, Brassicaceae. The transcript has a single exon.